Molecule: messenger RNA, 9535 nt
Organism: Parasteatoda tepidariorum (common house spider)
Lineage: Eukaryota; Metazoa; Arthropoda; Arachnida; Araneae; Theridiidae
Molecular function (GO): protein dimerization activity
Source: RefSeq, a predicted model, not a curated record
GUAACUGUGACCAGUAUUGCAUAUCGUCUGCAAUUAAUAAUUUGGAUACAAAUAUUUUUGAUGUGCAUUCAACUAAUUUAGAAAUUAUAUGUUUAUAAACAUCAUUAAAAAACUAUUUUCAAUGCACCUAUAUUAUCUUUUUUUUCUCAUGCUCUUGCAUUAUUGUUUUUGGUUGCAGCCUUCCUAACAGAAAUGCCAAUAAUUUGGACUUUUGGAUAAAUAAAAAAGAGAGGAAAAAAAAUUUUAUUACAAAGAAGAAAAAUAAUGAUUAGUCUAUGAAAAUGUCAGAGUCCAAUACUAUAGGGACCAAUGAUGGGAAAAGAAAAAAGCCUGCAGUUCCCCGACGGAGACAAACUCACAAUGCUGUGGAACGUAGACGUAAAGAUAAAAUCAAUGGCUGGAUUUCAAAAAUUGCUGAACUCCUUCCUUGUAAAGAGGUCCAUAAACAGAGCAAAAUAAGCACUUUGGAGCAAACUGUUGAUUACAUAAAGCGUUUAGUUUCUGAGAAAGAAAAGCUCAUGUCAGAUCGCUGUUCUGAAGUUCAAGCUGAAGAAGUAAAACAGUUGAAGAAGAAAUUAACCUUUGUUACUGAACAGAACGCUGUGUAUGAAAAAUUAUUGCUUGAAGCUAACAUUAGUUUGAACUCCUUAUCUGAGAAAGUAUUGAAAUAUAGCAACAAACUUGAGAAUAAAAAUGGUUCUUUUGUCGUCAAAAACUCUGAUUCUAAUCAAUGUGAUAAAUCAAUUCAAGUUAAUAUUAUUUCCUCUCCUAGCUUUUCCGAAGUUGCAUCCUCUGGUAAAAACAAUGCUAGCCAAAUGUGCAAAAAGGGUAAAGUAUUGAAGCAUAAAAGUACCUUAAAAAGUGUAUUGAAACCUAAAAUUACAAGAGCAUCAACCAGUUCUUCUUCAUCUUUAGCUAAUGUUCCUAUUAAUACUGUUAAUAAUCAAGUUUGUCUGCCAACUUCUUCUUCUGCUUUAAUUGUUAGCCAUAACGGACAUACCGAAAAUCAGAUAGUUCAAGAUAUUAUUUUGCCUAACGUAGUGCCUGGAGAUAGUGUCAAGAAUGCUUCCAUUCAUACAGGUGGAGUGACAACAGCACUUUCACAGUUCCCAGUGAUGUCUACAACCCAAGGAUCAUCUCUAGUCAAUGUUUGCAACAAGAACAUGUCAACAAUAAUUAUUCCAGCAAGUGGAAAUAUUUUGCAACAAUAUCAACCUCAAGACAAAUCAUCAAAUACAAUAUCAAUUAUUUGUCCAAGUACCUUACCAAUUUUGUGGCCUCAAUUAAUUAAUGUAGCACCUGUUACAAGAAAUGUGGGUUUGCCAUCACUGAUAUGUCCCACACAAAUUGAUAAUUCAUGCCUGCAAGGAGAAAAAUCUUCUUUAAAUAACACAUUGAUUACUAUUAAUCCAAGUACAGUUGUUCCUAUUUCAUCAAACAUUUCUGCAAAUACAAGAAUUGUGCUGCCAGCACAGCCAACUAUUUUAGGAAAUGCUUGUGCAACUAGCAAUUUUUCGCAAAGUAUAAUUCCAACUUUUACAAAUCCCUUAACACCCAGUGACCCACUUAUAGUGCCUUUGCAACAAGCAUCUUCUUCUGAUUCAGCUAAUAAACGCUUCCAUGCUCAUUGCCUGAACUCAGAUGAAAACAAGGCUGAAAAUUCUACUCAGCCAUCUGUCAGUAACUGUGUAACUGUCAGUUCAAAUUUGUGUUCAAAAGCAGCUAUAAAUUCUGCUCUACCAUUGAAUACAUCUCAAACUAUAGUCGAAAGAGUUUCAAAUAGUCAAGGACUAAAAAUAGAAAGAGCUAAAAAUAAAGCCGUGAGAAAUAUGCCUGGAAAUUCUCUGCCUUCGUUGCAAGUACUCUCUGCUAAUAAGAUAAUUUCUCUUGCUAAUCAAUCACAAAAAAUACAGGCAAGCUUAUCAGUUUCUUUAAAUCAAAAACUAUCUCCUAGUUCUCCCCCUGUGUCUUCGAACUCACAUAAUAAUACCAUUCAACAAUUAUCCAAUACAGUAUGCUUACAAAUCAAUGCAACCGAAUCUGAUCACUUAGAAACAAACAAAUCUUCAGACAUUUCAGCUCAAAAUGUUCCUGUAACAACCUGUUGCACUAGUAUCUCCUUGCCUGAUUCUUCCUCAAAAUCAAAUUUCUCUCUCUCUGCUUUGAUGGGUAAUUCUAUUUCUAACAAAGAUAUCUGCAGCACUACUAAAGAAUUGGAACAAAACAAACCAACUGAUAAUUCUAUAUCCAGUCACUCAGCUAUAAGUAGUGCAUGGCCUGUCAUAAAGUCUGGAAAUCAGUCUAGUAUAAAUAGAACAACAUCUCAAUGUGAGGAAACUUUGGCAGGCAUUGGGAAUCAAAAAGGUAUUAAAAAGCAUAUCAUAAGUAGUGACCAUGUAUCCUCAUCAAUUGUGACUUCAUCGAGUGUAUCAAAGUCUUUUGCUUCUUUUGGCUCUUUACAAAAUAAUAGUGGCUCUUUGGUUUCUUCGUCAAGUUCAGACUUGCAAGCAUCUCCGAAUAAAAACUUGAUUUUAAGUUCAAACAGUAGUAUUAUAAAUCCUUGCAAGCCAAUAAGUUCUGUGGAUAAAAUUAUGAUGAAAAAUCCCCAAGUUCAAAGUAGUACUAAUACAAAAAUUAACAUUUCACCAAUAAAAGAAAUUCAAAUAUCUCAAAUGAAUGCUAACACUAAAGGUAGUUCUAAUAAUGAAAAUUCUUCAGUAACAAUACAAGUACCUAAUAAUGUAUUUUCUGACACUGUAUCAUUUGUUGUAAAUGAUUGUGCCAUAAAUCAAAAUAUUUUGCCUUCAAUGUUUUCAAUGAACCAAAUAGUUUCUUUGAAUUCGACAGUGUUCACAAACUCUUCAUUGCCAGGAAACAUUCCAUCAUCCCAAGUAGUUACAACUUCUCGUCAUUUAUCAUCAAAUGUAACUUCUGUAUUGCCAUCAUCGUCUAAUGUUUGUUCUUCUUUGCCUAACUUGUAUCCGAUAGGCAAACAGCCAAUUACUUCAACUUUGCCUUUAUUAUCUACAUGCCUUGAUCGAUCUGUUGUUCUUUCAGAAAAUGAUUCAGCUCAUUUAGCAAAUAAUGAAUUAUCAUCUUCAAAAUCAGAAAGCAUAUCAACACCAAAUAAAAAUUGUCUUUCUAAUUCCAAAAAUGAAAAGUCUAAACAAGUUUCGAAUUUCAGAAAGAAAAAGACUCCCCCUAAGGUUAAUCGUCCAGAUAUGUCAUCUAAUAUUUGCAAUCAAAAUGAUAUUUCUCAAAUUGGAAGUAAUCUAGAUUCUGACAAAAUUCAAAUUAAUGAAAAAUCAAACUCUCAAUCUAAAGAAGAGGAUCAUGUUAAUGUAAGAUCGGAAGCUAGCAGUUAUUUUACCCAUUGUGACAUAUUAGCCAGAGCAACAGAAUCUAUAUUUGGUACUGAGGUACUAGAAGCAAAUUAUUUGUCAAAAAGAGGAAUUGUUUAUUUAACUUCUGAUCCAGCAGACACAAAUUCUUCAACAUCAGCCUGUUCAAAAGAAAACAGCAUUAUUCAGUGUUCUACUUCUAAUUCAGAUCCUAUAAUUUCUAAUUCAAAGGCACUUGAAGAAAAUUCUGAAGUUAGAGUUGAUAAUUCAAGCAAUACCUUGAAUUCUAUUUCUGAUAACUCAGAACAUCAAACUGUGUGUGAUGAAAGCGUUAAACAAAACAAACAAGGUAAAAUCAGAAAGAAUAAACUGUCCUUAGAUGAUGAACCUCCCUUAAAAAGAACUAAAGAAAAUUCUACUAAUUCAGACAAAGCACCUGAAGUUGAUUCUUUUUCUGAGUGCCAUCAGCUUCUUGAUUCCGCAUUGAAGCCCACUUCAACUGAAUCAAAUGUUGCUGAUAUUACUCACUCUGUUAUUGAUUCCAUUGGAAAUUUUAAUAACCAAAUUCAGAUUCCUGAAAAUAAUUGCAAAACUCCUACCACUGUGGAUACAGUGUUCUCCAUAAAUCCUAUCUUAGGGGAUAUUCUAAAAGAUGUAUCUCCUUCUAUAGUCAUGGAGUCUCGGAACACCUUUUUAACAUGCAAUGAAAAUCAAUCAAUGUUUAAUAAUGAUAAAAACUAUCAAUCAGUAAAUUUUUCUAACCCUGCCGAAGAAUAUCUUAACUUACCAAGAAUGAACUUUACUUCUUCAUCUGAAAAUUCUACUCAACCCACUGUGCAAUCUACAAACGUUUCAUUUUCCCAUACCACUUCUCUCUGUGCAACAAUGAGCGAUAACUCAAAGAAUUUCACAACUGUUUCGUUAUCAGAGUCACAAGUCAAACCUGACUCGAAGAAAAAAAAUUUAUUUUGUGGUAGUGAUCAAAGUCAAAACCUUUCUGCUCUCUCGGGUACAAAAACUUCAGAUUGCGGUAUAAAGUUAAAUCACUCUGAGUCUCAUUUCAGUGUUUCAUCUAAAACAUCUACUUCUCACAUACAUAGUCAAACAACCAUUAAUCAUGUUCCAAGUGUUAAUUCAACAGUCACAUCUGAUCCCAUAGGGACUGAAGCGGAUUCCCCAUUUACUCUGCGAGCUGAUGGCUAUGGCACUGUUCCCAACAAUUCCACUUUUUACACUCCCAUGUCAAACGUGUCAAGUGUUCAAAAUUUCCCAUCUAGUUCUUCAAUGUUAUACAAUUCAACAUUUAACUGUAUUAAUACAAAUGGAAUUGGGAGUUUACCUUUCACAAAACAAAAUACAAAUCUGUGUAAUUCAAAUACGUUCAGCUCUCAAACUCGAGUAGAUGCUUUAAAUCAUUCACUGAGCUCACUUUUGAAAGAAAAUAGUAACACUAAUAUCUUAAGUGAAAAUCGAAAUGGGGCACACUGUCAGACAUCGCAAAGUUCAUCGUCCGUUACAUCAAACAUAUCACAAUCAAAAUACUCUGCUCUUUCCCUUAUCUCUGACCAGCCUUCAUAUUCUGAAUCUAUUGCUUCAUCUACAAAUCAUUCGGAUUACAUACAAAGCUCUAUAGUAUGCACACCUAUAUCGAGUACACAGUUUACAUCUACUUCAACUACUUGCUCUAGAAUCCAGAGGGCAUCUCUGUCUUACUCUGCAGAGAGUCUUUUGCAGACUUCUUGUGCAAGUUCUGAUAAAAGUAAACAAAAGAACGAUAUAAUUAAUAGGUAUCCACAAAGGUUUACAGAUAAGAAAAAUGAACGUACAAAUGUUACAAACAUGCAUAACAUUAGUGAUACCCCUAUCUUUUUACCUGUAUCGAGCUGCGACAUUAGUAUUCAAAAUGCCCCUUUGGUGCCUUUACCACCAGUUACAUCUUUUCAUAACUUUUCAUCAAACUAUAAUCCUUGUGAAACUGUUUCAACAUCUAUUUUUAAUGGUAUGACAAGGACUCACGAUGUUCCUUUAACUCUGUCUAAUGAUAAUUUCUUGAAUAUGAAUUUAAGUGCUGAAUCCCAGAUAGUUGGAAAUAGGCAUGAAACAUCAACUAUUUCUAAGCAUCAUUCUAAUAUUUCUUUGCCGUUUGAAAACCACAGUUCCCUUUACAAUAAUUGCAAUUUUUUACCACAUGUGAAGCCAACUCUAGAGAAUUCUAGAGCUUCAGAAUCUGGUCCAUGCUUUCAACCGAACUCAUUUGGAAAUAAUUACCCUCAGCCUUCUCAGAAAACUAAUUGUUGCAAUUUUUCUCAUCGUUCUGUUUCAUCAAAUCCGGAUAUGUCAUCAGAUUUAAGUAUGCCUGUUGGCCCUCCAGUCCCAACGUUUCAUUCUGAAAAGAACAAUUUUAACUCUCACCGACCUACUAUACAACCCCCAUUUUCUCAAAACAAUGCAAAUUUUGUAGGUAAUAUCUUUUAUAAUUCUGCUUCUAACAAUACUCGUGAAGUCAAUGAUAUGACUGCUAAACCGUCCAACACCAGACCAUCUCAGGAAGUAUUUGUGCCUGAAAGUAGACAGAAUGUCCACAACUCAAGCAUAUUUUCUAACCGUAAAGCAGUGGUAUCUAAUCGAUCCAAAACUAAAAAGAACAAAACUACUAAUAUCAAUGAUUCUAGUAUUAAUAUCACUUCAAAUAUUGCUACAUUUGGCAGCAUUCAGGAAAAUGGUUGUAACAAACCAAAUUCAUCCUGUGUACCAAAUGGCUAUUUCAAAACAAAUCCUGGACCUCCCAUCGUACCUCCUAAUCAAAUUCAAUGUUCUCAGCAAAAGAUGUCAGAAAGUUCUGCCAAUUCUGUGAUACCAUCUAAUCCAACUUUUAAUCCUGUGUUACAUCAACAGAGUGACAACUUUUUCAAUUUAAAUUUUCAACACCCAAAUUUCGCCAUGAGUCAGUUGCCACGACCACCCACUCAACCACUAUCUUGUUCCUGCCUAACAACUCCGAUUAUUAGUCACACAUAUUCACCUUCAACACAUCCAGUUCCCAAUUUCAACUUAAGUAAUAUAUUACCUGAUAUGGGUUGUUCUAAUAACCAAGUUUCUAUAUCGCCUGUAAAAUUUCCAUCCAUGAAUCAUAAUGUGCAGUCAUCGUCAUCACCAUGUCAAACAAACUCUACUAUAACUAAUUCAGCACACAUAAUAUCUCACCAGGCUUGUGCACCGACUCUUUAUCCUUCUCACGCUCCUAUGGUUCGUAGCACAUUGAAUCCUAUUUUAGGUCAUAAUCCUCAAAGUUUUGGUGAAAGUCAAGUACCUUUGGUUGGUGGUGGCCCUACUACGGUUAUGUCUCAAAAUACUUUUUCUGCCACUCAGAACCCACCUUUUAGAAAUGUUAUCCAUUCUUUGCCAUUUGCACGCAGUGAUCGGUAAGCAUAUUCUGUUAAAGCUUACUUCUUCUAGGUUGGUGUUCAAUAUAAAAAAUGUUGGAUUAAGUUAAAUUCUUUUUAAAAAAAACUGAGUUUUUUAAUUGGCUUUGAAUAUUUUUAUAACUUUGUUUUAAAAUACAGAAAUCUAAUUUGGACUUCUAGGUUAAUCUAUGAAAAGUAGUAGAACAAUAUUUUUAAUUGCACUAAAAAAUUUAAAAUAUACUGUAUCAAUGUAUGAAAAAAAGCUUUAAAAUCUAGUCAUGUAAAAAUUGUUAUUGUUUUAUUUUUUUACUUACAUUCUUACAUUUUUUAUAUCUUAGCAAGUAACAACAUUGUUCAAUUGGCAUUGACAAUUGCCCUUUAUUUAUUGCCUUAUUGAAUUGUAAGUGCCAUUUAUACUACUUUACUAAGAAAUGCAUAGACAACUAGGAAUUGUAAAAAUAAAUUUUAAGCCUAAAAGUUUUUUAAUAUGUUUAUAAAUUAUUAUAAAUAUACUUAAAUAAACUGUUAUACUAGCUUCAUUUUCAAAAAUUUCAAAUCUGUUUUAUCAAUAACACUUUAUGAGUCAGUGUAUAAACACAAAAAAUAUUAUUUUAUUGUGAUUUAUUAAUAUUUUAUGACUGGAUUUUUAAAAGAUAUUACUAUGGUUUAUUUAAAAUUAUUGUUAGUUUUAUUAACUUUUGUUUUACUUUUUUAUGUUUGUUGCUGAAUUAUAAUAUUUUGUUACAUAUUUCAGUUAAUUAUUUUUUUAAUAAGUUUUCUUGCUAUUUUUCAUCAAAUACUGUAUUAUUUUCCUCUAAACUUCUAAUAAUUUACGAAGUUUAUUUGUUUAUUAUUGGUUAUUCUACACUUUUUAUAUCAGCUAGCCUGAAAUUGAUCAUCUAAUGCAGCAGUUCCAAAAAGUUAUUUUAUGUGUUACGCCUUUUUUUAAUCAGGCAGAAAUAUAUUUGUAUCUAAUUCAUAAUUGCUUUAAUAUUCUGAAGUUAUCUAAGUAAAUUGCUAUUGGAAAAAAAAAUUAUAUGAGAAAAUUUUUUUCCCAGCAACAAUAGCACAUUGAAUAACAUACAAUAAAGGAAUUUAUGUAUGAGUACAAUUGCAUUAGUGCUCAUCAAGCUUUUCAAUUCAAAAUAAAAUAAAAUAAUUCAAGAAUAAAAAGAUUUGUUUCCCUUAAAAGUCAUUCGCAACACUUACAUCAGUUCUAAUUCUUACAUCAGUCCAUAAUUUAGCAGAUUUUAUUCUUUUCCGGCAUUAAUAUUAUCAAAAUAAUUAAUAGUCCUUUUUUUAUUAGUAUAUUCAUAAUUGCUAAUGCUUUAUUUAUAAAGUCUGGAUACUACCAAUAGAAGCUCGAUUUCUGAAUACUCCACUGCCAAAAAAGAUUGCGAACUGUGAACAUUGAGUUACUCAUAAACAUUCAGUUUUCUGGAUUGUUAGUUGUUCGUUUUUGACAAGAUAUCCUAUUUUUACAACAAAAUGAAAGAAGUUAUUCAAAACAAAAAGGUAAAAUUUUUAUAAAUAAAAAAGAUUAAAUAAUAAUUUCAAAAAUCCAUUUCUAAUUUUCGUUUAAAUCUGACAAUGUGUUGAUUUUUUAUAUAAAUCCUGCUUAUUGGAAAAAGUAAAUAUUAACUUUGGAGCUUAUUAAAAUUUUUUAACUUUCUGAUUUCCCUCUUAUAUAUUAAAUGUAUUAUGCAAUACAUUGCUUUGUGAACUAGACCAAAAUUUAUCUAGAUUUAAUUGCAUUAAAUAUUUUUAUUUUCAGUAUUUGUAAUUUAAUGAAGAAAUCAGUUAAACAGUCAUUCCCCUAAUAUGAAAUCGCUUAGAACUCUGCUUAAAAAUGAGGUAAAAGAGUAUGUACUUUUUAAAAAAUUUAUUUAAGCUAGAGAGUUACAAUAACAUUAUCGAAACCUGCCGAAUCACUAGUGAGGAAGACGUAAUGAAAAAAAUAUUAAGAGUAGUUAAUUUUUUAUAUUCUCUAUUUCCUCCAGCAAUCAAACAGGGUUUGACAUUUUCAGUAGCACAUUCCUCAGUAGUUAUUCGUUAGAGUUAGAUCACGUUUUUGUCGCUUUGCUAAAAUAUUAAUUUGUAACCCCUUAUGUUUUUUUUUACUUCAUUUUUUGCAAGACGUCUAAAAAUAUAGGUCAAAGAAAGUCAAUAUCAAACACGCUUUCAAAUAGUUUUCCAAUCCUGACUUGAUUACAGCAUUACAUUACUGAUGUAGGUUCCAAGUAUCCUUAAUGUAAUUCAACUAAAAACGACAUCUUAAUGAUAUGGAUUUUGUUCUAAUGAACUGGGAUCCUAACUUCUUAAGACUACAAAUCACUAAAAUUGUAUUUCAUUAAAAAUGAUAUAGAUCGGAUUUUUUUUCUGCAUGCUUCUUAAAAUAAAUAAUAUUUUCAAAUUGAAAUGAGUGCGAGUGCAUUUUUCCUUUUGAAUAUUGUUUUUUUAUGUUCGUAAUGAUUGAUCAAUUAAGUCAAUCAAUGCUUUUUAUCCUUUUUUACCUUUUAUUUAUGUACAAUGUGCGACUUAACAAUUGAAGUCCUUGUCAUCAAAUAUUUAGAUCAUUCUGCUCUUAAUAUUUGCUCAUUUUGUAAAAAAAUAAAUCUAUAAAAAAUUAAAACAAUACUAAAAUAACAACAAAAAUGUGUAUUUUGAAUGUGAAGUGUAAAUUUUGGUUUGUAAAAUUGUAUAUAAAGCUGUAAAUAGAUUUGUGAUUAAUAGUAUAUAUAUAUUCAGAGUUACUAUAAUGCAAAAAUAAAGUCUUAAUAUUUAAAUUUC